AUGACUUGGGAAGAGAUUGCAAAAAACAAGAAACAGGAGGUAUUUGGAAAGAUCCCACUGAAAUGGAUCAUAGAAGUCCCCUCAAUCGAAUCAUUCCCUAAUGCAAAUGAUUAUAUUGAAUCCAUUUUGACUGAAAAAGAACUAGAAAUCACAAAUGGCACCAUAUCUUCCACCCUCGAUAAGUUAUCAACAGGAGAAAUGAAAGCUUUAGAUGUCAUUGAAGCUUUUUGUCAUAGAGUAGCUAUUUUACAUCAAUUAUGUAAUUGUCUUUCUGAGAUAUUCUUCGAUGAAGCUUUUGAAAGAGCUAAAGAAUUAGAUGAUUACUUCGAAGAGAACAAAAAAUUAAGGGGUAAACUUCAUGGAAUUCCUAUUUCCCUUAAAGACCAAUUCAACCUUCCAGGUAUAGAUUCUUGUUUGGGAUUUGUAGCUAAUGUCGGUAAACCUAAGACCCAAGAAGAAAUGUCAUUACUUGCUCAAGACUUAUAUUCUGAAGGAUGUAUUUUUUUCGUCAAAACUGCUGUUCCCACAUCAUUGAUGUCUGGAGAUUGUUAUUCCAAUCUUCAUGGAAGUACAUUGAACGCUGUCAACAGAUAUUUGUCCUGUGGUGGAAGUAGUGGUGGUGAGGCAACUGUUGUAGCUGGAAAAGGAUCAUUGAUUGGGUUUGGAACAGAUAUUGGAGGAUCAAUUCGUAAUCCAUCAUCGUUCACAGGGAUUUACGGUUUGAAACCUAGCUCUGAUAGACUUAGUUAUACUGGACUUACCAACACUUUGAUGGAUCAUCCAGUCAUAAGUUCCAGUGUUGGUCCUAUGUGUAAAAGUGUUGAAGAUUUAGAGUAUGUUACCAAGAUUUUGAUUGACCAUCAACCUUGGGAAAAUGACGCUAAAGUACCUCCAAUCCCAUGGAAAGAAGUCAAGUUGAAAGACAAAUUGAAAAUUGCAGUUUUCAUUGAUAAACCAAAUCUUAAAUGUCAACCAUCAAUCCGGAGAAGUAUUUUAGAAUUAAUAGAGAAAUUGAAGGACCAUGAGGUUGAGAUCAUCGAUGAUAAAUUCCCUGUCGACUACGAUAAGAUUUCCCAGGUUUCAGGAAAGUUAUACGGUGUCAAUGGAUACAAUGACAUCAAAGCCAAACUCGAAGAAUCAGGCGAAAAGGUUGAAUUUCUUGAGUACAUGUCAUUGUUCAGUAGUUUGAGCUUGGAUGACGAAUGGGAAUUGAACAAACUUAAAAGAGAGUUCCAAUUGAAAUUUUAUGAGUUCUUUAAACAUUAUGAUUGUUUGGUUACCCCUACUUUCUGUGAAACAUCCUAUGAAUCUGGUACUUAUAGAUUUGCUUCACUGAACAGUGCUUUUGUAAAUGUUUUAGAUUUCACUGCCAUGACAUUACCUUUAGGUCAUGCCAAAGAAACUGAUGUAUGGCCCAAGGAUUAUGUUCCUGAAGGGGAAGCCAAUGAAGAGCUUUUCAAGAGAUUCAAUAUUUCUAGAUUGAAAGGAGCUCCCGUACUGGUACAAGUGGUGGGUAAAAGGUACGACGAGGAAAGAGUCAUUGAAAUAAUCAAACUCUUAGAUAAACUAAACAAAUAG
Molecule: messenger RNA, 1578 nt
Organism: Yamadazyma jaroonii
Lineage: Eukaryota; Fungi; Ascomycota; Pichiomycetes; Serinales; Debaryomycetaceae
Source: the annotation of a GenBank genome assembly